GCCUCACUGGCUUUAGGAGCAGAAGACUCUUCCCAGGCUCUUUCAGGUGUGACAGGAAUACGACUUUGGGUACCAUUAUUUUCUCAUCAGAGCAGCAACUUAAAUGCUUGGGAAAAUGGUCGUGAUCUUUGGAGCCUCGAAUAUAUUUUGGAUGGUGUUUGCAGCUUCUCAAGCAUUUAAAAUCGAGACCUCCCCUGAAUCCAGGACUCUUGCUCAGAUUGGUGACUCCAUCUCCUUGACUUGCAGCACUAUAGGCUGUGAGUCCCCGACUUUCUCUUGGAGAACCCAGAUAGACAGUCCGUUAAAUGGGAAGGUGAGGAACGAAGGCACCAAGUCCACACUGACCAUGGAUCCUGUUAGUUUUGAGAACGAACACUCUUACCUGUGCACAGCAACUUGUGGAUCUGAGAAACUGGAAAAAGGAACCCAGGUGGAGAUCUACUCUUUUCCUAAGGAUCCAGAAAUUCAUUUCAGUGGCCCUCUGGAGGUUGGGAAGCAGGUCACAGUCAGGUGCUUGAUCCCUGAUGUAUACCCGUUUGACAGGCUGGAGAUGGAUUUACUGAAAGGUGAUUAUCUCAUGAAGAAUCAGGACUUUCUGGAAGAUAUGGAUAAGAAAUCCUUGGAAACCAAGAGUUUGGAAGUAACUUUUACUCCUGUCAUGGAGGAUACUGGAAAAACUCUUGUUUGCAGAGCUAAAUUAUACAUUGAUGAAACUGAUUCUGCGCCCAAAGAAAGAGAGGCUGUCAAAAAACUGCAAGUCUACAUCUCACCCAAGAAUACAGUUAUCUCUGUGCAUCCCUCCACAAGGCUGCAAGAAGGUGACUCUGUGACAAUGACAUGUUCCAGUGAGGGUCUGCCAACUCCGGAGAUUUUUUGGAACAAGAAAUUAGAUAAGGAAAAUCUACAACUCCUUUCUGGUAAUGAGACUCUCACCUUAAUUGCAAUGAGGGUGGAAGAUUCUGGAACUUAUGUAUGUGAAGGAGUUAAUCCGAUUGGAAGAAGUCAAAAAGAGGUGGAAUUAAUUGUUGAAGAGAAACCAUUUACUGUUGACAUCUUCCCUGGACCUCAGGUCGCUGCUCAGAUAGGGGACUCAGUUGUGCUGACGUGCCGCGUCACAGGUUGUGAGUCCCCAUCUUUCUCUUGGAGAACCCAGACAGACAGUCCUCUGAGUGGGAAGGUGAGGAGUGAGGAAAUGGAGUCCAUGCUGACCCUGAGCCCUGUGGGUUUUGAGAACGAGCACUCUUACCUGUGCACUGUUACCUGUGGACGGAGGAAACUGGAAAAAAGAGUCAGGGUGGACCUCUACUCAUUCCCUAGAGAUCCAGAAAUUGAGAUGAGUGGUCUACUUGUGAAUGGGAACCCCAUCACUGUAAGCUGCAAGGUUCCUAAUGUGUACCCUUUUGACCAUUUGGAGAUUGAAUUACUUAAUGGGGAGACUACUCUGAUGAAUAAAUACUUUUUGGAGGAAAUGGAUAAGAAAUCCCUAGAGACCAAAAGUUUGGAAAUAACCUUCAUCCCCACCACCGAGGAUACUGGAAAAGUUCUUGUUUGUCGGGCUAAAUUACAUACCGGUGAAAUGGAAUCUGAACCCAAACAAAGGCAGAGUACACAGACACUUUAUGUCAAUGUUGCUCCAAAGGAGACCACUGUCUUAGUCAGCCCCUCCUCCACCCUGGAGGAAGGCAGUUCUGUGAAUAUGACCUGCUUCAGUGAUGGCUUUCCAGCUCCCACAAUCCUGUGGAGCAGACAGCUAAGUAAUGGGGAUCUACAGCAACUAUCUGAGAAUACAACUCUCACCUUAAUUUCUACAACAGUGGAAGAUUCUGGCAUUUAUGUGUGUGAAGGGAUAAACCAGGCUGGAAUAAGCAGAAAAGAGGUUGAAUUAAUUAUCCAAGUUGCUCCAAAAGACAUACAACUUACAGUGUUCCCUUCUGAGAGUGUCAAGGAGGGAGACACUGUCAUUAUUUCCUGCACAUGUGGAAAUGUUCCAGAAACUUGGAUAAUCCUGAAGAAGAAAGCAGAGACAGGAGACACAGUGCUGAAGUCUAUAGAUGGCGCGUACACCAUCCGCAAGGUGCAGUUGGAGGAUGCAGGAGUAUAUGAAUGUGAAUCUAAAAAUGAAGUGGGCUCACAAUUAAGAAGUUUAACGCUGGAUGUUAAAGGAAGAGACAAUGACAAGGACUAUUUUUCUCCUGAACUUCUCGUGCUCUAUUGUGCAUCCUCCUUAAUAAUACCUGCCAUUGGAAUGAUCAUUUACUUUGCAAGAAAAGCCAACAUGAAAGGGUCAUACAGUCUUGUAGAAGCACAGAAAUCGAAAGUGUAGUUAAUAUUUGAAAUGUUCAACCAGAGACACAAUUUAUAAGUCCAAGUCAUUCCACAAGAAAAACAACAAGCUUGGAGUUCAGACUUCCUGGGAUGUACUGAAAACAGAAAGAAAUGGCCACCUGUGCCUCUUGCUGUGAGCAAGAGGCCAACAGAAAACCUUUUGCUUGAAAAGUCAUUGGCAUGGAGAUGAGAUGACUCCAGAGCUUUCCUGAUGUGUACAUACAAUAACAUAAUUUGUACAUAUGUAAAAUAAAUUAUGUCAUAGCAAGUUUGCUUCAAAUAGCAACACUCUAUAUUCAGAUCAUGAAAAUAGUUAAGUGGUGUUGCUUGAACUGACUGUUAUAACUUAAUGCAUUUUGGGAAAAUUUAAUAUUUACUAUUGACUGGCAGCUGACCUAUGUCAUCUUUCUUAUAUUUUAUUUCUUUAACAAAAUUUUAUUCCUAUGAUGUUUUUUGACAGUAAUUUCAUGUUUUGUAAAGAAGCCCGUGUGUUAUAUUUUUAUAGGCAAAUGACAAAGAGGCAAUGGGUCGACUUUCAGGUACUAAAGACCUCAACCUUUGGGUGUCUCUGUAUGGUACUGGCAUGGUACGGAGAUGUUUAUGAUAUUUGUUCAUCAGACGCUUGUGUAACUUUCUAAUGUAGUUUUUUAAAAUGCAACUUCUUUUGAUUCUCUUUUGUAAAUGUUUAGUUUUUUGUACAGUAAAGUGGUAAUUCCUGGAAUUGGAAGGGUUGUCUGUUUAUUUAUUAUAAAUGCCUCCUUUAUGCUGUAUUUCUUUUUCAAAUGUCAAGUUAUAAGGGGGAAGAUCUCAAACUAUGUAAACAAUAGAAAUACUCAAAAUGUGGUUCUCAGACUCUGUUUAUCAAAAUAACCACGGGAACUUAUUAAAAAAUGCAGACUGCUUGGUGCUGUUCUAAUCUAGUGAAUUGAGAUACCUGGUUUUGGAACCUAGGAAUCUGUAAUUUUUAAGCUAAAAACAUAAAUGCUGUACAUGAAGAGUGAGUGCAGGUGAAUAUGCACACAUUAAUGGACAAUAAAUGAACAUCUACACACAUACCACCAAGAGUAAGAGAGAGAGAGUGGUACUAUUUUUCAGGGCCUCUAAUAUACCACAUACUUAUGGAAACUCUCUCCUCUCACUGAGCAGUAAGCAAUAAAUAUCAUGAAUUAUAUACUGAUCAUUCUCUUGCUUUCUCUGGAGAUUUAUAUCUAUUUAAAUAUCCCUAGGUAGCUCAUGAUUUAGCUUGGCCAGGUUUUGAAAUUUAAAUAAAUACAAUCAAAUGAUAUAUUUGCCUUGUGAUUUUAUUUCACUAAAAAAUUAUGUUUUUGUCUAAUUCACCCAUUUUGUUGUGUAUAGGUAAUUCAUUUUUAUUGUUCUAUAGUAUUUCAUGAUAAGACUCUGCCACCAUUUAUUUGUUCAUUCUAUUAUUGAUGAAUAUUUAGGCUAUUUUCAGCCUUAUGUUACCCUUCCUACCUUCAUUUCCUCCUUCCUUCUUUUAUUAUAUUUUAUGUAUCCAAAUAGAAAUCCUUUAUCAAAUACACACUUUGCAUCUACUUUCUCCCAGUGACUGAAUGACUUGUAUUUCUAUUUUUUAUAACAGAGGCUUUGUCUACUCCAGGAACACAAGGAUUUUCUCAUCUUUCCCCUAGAAGCAGCAUACUUUUAGUUUUAUAUUUAUGUCUAUGACCCAACUUGAAUAAAUUUUUGUAUAUAUUGUGGAGUCAUGGCGGAAAUUUAUUUUUUUGCAUCUGAAUAUCCAAUAUUUUAGCACAAUUUGUUUAAAAGACUUCUUGUUUCUUUCUUGUUGAAUUAUCUUUUUGUUAAGAAUUUAUUGACCAUAUUUGUGUGUGGCUAUUUCUGAACUUUGUAUUUUGUUCUGUGGGUUGAUAUGUCUCUCCAUAUGCCAAUAUGACACUGUCAUGUUCAUUAUAGCAUUGUUAUAAGCUUUGAAAUCAGAGACUAUGUGGCCUCCAAUUUUACACUUCUUUAAAAAUUUUUGGUCGUGAUAAUCCUUUGAAAUUUCAUAUAAUAUUAAUAUUAUUUGAAUAAUAGACAAAUCUUUAAUUAUAUACCCUUUUCUGUUCCUAAUGUUAUUUGGGUCUUCUUUUUCCUUGGUCAGUUUGGCUAGCAGUUUUAUCUGUUUUGUAAAUUUUUUCAAAGAAAUAGCUUCGGGUUUCCUUGAUAUUUAUCUACUGUUUAUUGCUUUUUGUGCUAUUAAUUUCACUUUUAUUAGCUCAUUAGUUCAUUUUUUUCUGUUCACUUUGGAUGAACUUUAUUAUUCUUUUACUAGAUUAUUUAGGGUGGAGAGCUUACUUAAUAAUUUUAGAACUUUCCUCUUUUUUAAUAUAAACGUGCUGAGAGGUAAAUUCUCCUAUAGGUAUUGUAUUGGCUGCAUGUCACAGAUUUUAAUAUGUUGUAUUCCGUUCUCAGGAAAUUCAAAUAAUUUUCUAAAUUCCCUUAUAAUUUCUUCUUCAAAAUAUGGUUUAUUUAAAAGUGUGUUCCAUGUAUUUGGGAACUUUCCAUCCAGCUAUCCUUCUGUUAUUUAUUUUAAUUCCAUUUCAGUCAGGGAACAUACUUUUUAUGGUUUCAAUCUUAUUGAAUUUACUGAGAGUUAUUUUAUUGUUAUAAUAGGGCCUAACUUGGUGAAUGUUCUAUGUGUAGUUGUAAACAAUGUGUAUCCUCUUGUUGAGUAGAGGGCAUUACAAAUGCCAAUAGGUUGUUGGUUAUUUAGUGUUUUCAAGUUUAUAAUUGUAUUUACGUUCAGCCUUUGUCUUCAAUCAAUCACUGACACAGCAUCUUUGAUGUUUUCCACUUACAAUUUUUAAUUUUUCUAUUCCUCCUUCAAAGUCCAGAAAAAGCUAAGGAGGGCCCUAGCAGUCAGGGAGUCUAGAAAGAACAAGUACACACCCACUGAAAAACAGCUGGAGAAGAUAUCACUAGAUUGUUAUUAGUAGUAACAGCUUCUGGAAACCACCCAAGAGUAUCCACAAAUGAAUGAAUAAAACAAACUGUGGCAUAUUCAUGGAAUGGAGUACAACACAGCAUCAACAAGUAGUGAAUCACCAGUACAUGCAACAAUAUGAAUAAAUUUCACAGUCCUUACAAUGAAUGAAAGAAGUCAGACAAAAGAAUAUAUACUAUAUGUACUUUAUAAUUGUCUUUCAUUUGUUCAUAUGAUGUCACUCAUGUAAAAUUCUAUAAAAUGCAAAAUAAUUUAUAGUGACAGAAAGCAACAGAUUAAUGAUUGUUUUGAGAAAGGAUGCAAGUUAGGGAGGACCAUGAAUUGCAAAGAAGUAUGAAGAAACUAUAUGGGGUGAUGACUAUAUUUAUAAUAUUAAUUGUGAUAGUUUUGUGGAUUUUAUAUAUGUUGAACUCAUCAGAUUGUAAACUUUAAGAUAUGAGUUUAUUGUAUGUCAGUCAUACCUAUAUAAGGCUGUAAAAACAUAAAAUAUGUUAAAAUAACUUACAUGAUAUCAUAUAUGUACAUUCAAUGACUAGAACAAAAUUAUGUAUACUGUGAAUAUGCUAUCAAAAAUUAAACUGAUAGUUUUAAAAAUUGACCCAUUUAGAUAAUAAAA
Molecule: messenger RNA, 5903 nt
Organism: Sciurus carolinensis (gray squirrel)
Lineage: Eukaryota; Metazoa; Chordata; Mammalia; Rodentia; Sciuridae
Gene: Vcam1
Product: vascular cell adhesion molecule 1
Exons: 9
Coding region: 104-2323 (739 amino acids)
Biological process (GO): cell-cell adhesion
Cellular component (GO): membrane
Molecular function (GO): integrin binding
Source: RefSeq, a predicted model, not a curated record